Ananas comosus (pineapple) is the source of this 1833-nucleotide messenger RNA. RefSeq names its product aldehyde oxidase GLOX1-like. The coding region runs from base 203 to 1654 and encodes 483 amino acids. The record is from RefSeq and is a predicted model, not a curated record. Lineage: Eukaryota; Viridiplantae; Streptophyta; Magnoliopsida; Poales; Bromeliaceae. The transcript has a single exon.
AGGUGUACGGAUACACCGGGUGCACGCUACGUAACUUUGUCCCCCCGUGCACCGCUAUGCUAUAAACCGAUCCCAGUGUUCAAAAGUUAGCUCCGUUCCCUCCACCCUCCUUUUAAACCAACCACCUCAAGAAGAAAAGGAAAAAAAGAGAAAAAGAAAAACCCAAGAAACUAAACAAAAAUCCCAAACAACCCUCACAAGCAUGACCAUCUUGAUCCCAAGAACCACCACCACCACAACCAUCCUCUUCUUCUUCUUCUUCUUAUUCUUCUAUGGUGGUGGCGGGGAAGGCACCGGCGAAGGCGGCGGGGAGUGGCGGUUGCUGCACGAGAGCAUCGGCAUCUCAGCGAUGCACAUGCAGCUCCUCCCGGGGGACAAAGUGGUGAUGUUCGACCGCACCGACUUCGGCCCCUCCAACAUCUCCCUCCCCGACGGCCGCGUCGUCAUCCUCGGCGGCCGCCGCCAAUUCAACUACGAGUUCUUCCCCCGCGCGUCCGACCGCGAGCUCUACGAAUUCCCCUUCCUCGAGGAGACCCGCGACGCCGAUGACGAGAACAACCUCUACCCGUUCCUCCACCUCCUCCCCGACGGCGGCCUCUUCGUCUUCGCCAACAACCGCUCCGUCGUCUUCGACCCCUUCCUCCGCCGCCCGCCGCGCCGGCUCCCGGACCUGCCGGGAGGCGCGCCGCGGAACUACCCGAGCUCGGGCUCGUCGGCGCUGCUGCCGCUGCGCCCGGAGUCGCCGGCGCGCGGGGAGGUGCUGGUCUGCGGCGGCGCGCCGCGCGGGGCGUACGCGUGGGCGCGGCGCGGGGCGGCGUUCCUGCCCGCGGAGCGGACGUGCGGGCGCAUCGCGGCGACGGAGGCGGGGGCGGCGUGGAGCGUGGAGGCGAUGCCGGGGCCGCGGGUGAUGGGCGACAUGGUGCUGCUCCCCACGGGGGACGUGCUCGUCGUGAACGGCGCCGCCGCGGGGACGGCCGGGUGGGAGAGCGCGCGCGACCCGGUGCUGAGACCGGCGCUGUACCGGCCCGAGCGGGAGCUCGGGGCGAGGUUCGAGGAGAUGGCGCGGGCCGGGAGGGCGCGGCUCUACCACGCGGCGGCGACGCUCGACUCGUACGGGCGGGUGCUCGUGGGCGGGGGGAACCCGCACGCCGGGUACGUGUUCGACGGGGUCGAGUACCCCACGGAGCUCAGCCUCGAGGCGUUCCUGCCCCCCUACCUCCACCCGGGGCGCGACGGGGCGCGGCCGCGCGCGGCGGCGGUGGUAGCGCGCGGCGGCGGAGCGGCGGCGGCGGCGGCGGUGGGAGGGGUCGGGUACGGGGAGGUGGUGGGGGUGAGGUUUAGGGUUGGGGUUGGGGAUGGGGACGGAGGGGCGGAGAUGGAGGAGGGGGAGGAGGUGAGGGUGGUGGCGGUGGCGCCGGGGUUCGCGACGCACGCGGUGGGGAUGAACCAGAGGGUGGUGGGGAUGGGGGUGGGGAGGGUCGAGAGGAUCUCCCCGCCGGCGCCGGCGCCGGCGGAGUACGAGGCGUCUUCGGCGGCGCCGCCGUCGCCGGAGGUGGCGCCGCCCGGGUACUACCUCUGGUUCGUCGUCCACGCCGGGGUCCCCAGCGACCGAGGCGUCUGGGUCCGCAUCGGCUACCCCGGGGACCUCUCGUAACCCUAACCCUUCUCUCUCUCUCUCUCUCUCUCUCUCUCUCCUUGGUUCUUUUCUGGGGGGCGGCGAAUGAGAAUAUAGGGAGGUAGAGGGACUGGAAUGCAAAUUUUAUGUUACUUCUCGUUACUCUGGAUAUUAUGUUUCUGAAGAGUUUUCUAUCCGGGAGAUUUUUGAUCGACAAA